GUUGUCAUUCUCGUCAAUUACUUUUACUCUUUCUAUCUAUGGAGUGUACGUAAUCCGUCGUUGUACUGGGGUUUGUACACGGGGGCAAAAUGUGGGUAAAUAGGAAGGGGAUACCUAGACCCUAAGGAUUCUCUCAACCCAGUCCCCCAGCAGUCAGAGAAGGUGGCGGACCUCAUUGAGGCAAACCUGGGCCGUUGGCACUAAAAUGUCCUUAAGUAGUGGCACUGCAGGCGGGAAAGGUGUGGACUCGAAUGCGGUGGACACUUACGACAGCGGUGAUGAGUGGGACAUCGGUGUAGGAAAUCUGAUUAUCGACCUAGACGCUGACUUAGAAAAGGACAAACUUGAGAUGUCUGGAACCAAGGACGGCGGGGGUAUGACGGCUCCGCCCAGUGCUGUUGCAGCUUUGCCUGACAACAUCCGAUUUGUUAGUCCUGUACCUGGCCCUCAAGGCAAGGAGAGUAAAUCUAAAUCCAAACGCAGCAAAAACUCAAAAGACAAUACUAGCAAGGUCUCAGCUGGAGAUGGGGCCAAGAAAGAAGGGCAGACGCGAACCCAAGGGGAACCAACCAACACUGGUGCUACUGCAGGAGCCACUAGCAACAAUUCCACUACUGGCAAAGGAAUGGAGAAGGGUGGCAAAGUCUCUCGGAGCAGUGGUAAAAAAGACAAGGAAGGGGCAAGUGGGAAAAGUAAGAAGGAGAAAAGCGAGGGAGUGCCAGUGGUGGUAAUAGCUGCCACUGAAAAGGAGGUGGUUUCUCAAGUAGCUUUGGGGGUUAACCGUAGUGCCCCCUUUGAGAACACACAAUCUACAGACUUGGUAGGGGACGAUCAGCUGGGAAAUAUUGCACUUGAGUCUGUUGGGAUAGUUCCAGCAUUGACAAUUAAAACUGAACCGCAGGAGCUGGACAAUGUAGAAUGCAGAACAUUAAAGAAAGUGAAAAAUGAAAAGAUGGAAUCUCCUGUCUCCACACCGGCCCCUCCCCCCCUCCACAUCCUGGCCGCCGUGGGCGACAACAUCGCGUCCCCGUGCGAGCAGAUAAUGGUGCGCACGCGCUCGGUGGCGUCCAACACAUCAGACGCGUCCCUGGCCACGGAGCCCGAUUGCCUUGGUCCCUGCGAGCCCGGGACUAGCGUCAACCUGGAGGGCAUUGUGUGGCAAGAGACCGAAGACGGCAUGCUGGUGGUGAAUGUGACCUGGAGGAACAAGAGCUACGUCGGUACCCUGUUGGACUGUACUCGACACGAUUGGGCACCUCCCAGGUUCUGUGAGUCUCCCACCAGUGACUUGGAGAUGAGGAAUGGCCGGGGCCGGGGAAAGAGGAUGAGGCCCAACAGCAACACACCCGUCAACGAGAACAGCAACUCGUCGGACAACAAGGGCAGCGGCACCAGCAAGACACGCGCCGCCAACAACAACAGUAAGGGCCGGCGGGGCAGCCAGACGUCGUCGGAGCGCCGCACGCCACCCAACAGCAACACAGAGGACGUCAAGGCCAGCCCCUCAUCGGCCAGCAAGCGCAAGUCCAAACCUGCCUCAGACAUGGAGCCCAACUCCAGCUCUGAGGACACCAAAGGCAACAAGCGCAUGCGCACCAACUCCAACAGCGGCGGAGGGGCGCCUCCCCCUGUCCUUCCCCCCAUCCCCUCAAUUAAAACUGAGUCCCAGCCUCCGACGCUCGACCGCAACUGCCCCUCGCCGGUCCUCAUCGACUGCCCACACCCCGGGUGCAACAAGAAGUACAAGCACAUCAACGGCCUCAAGUACCACCAGGCACGCGCACACAACGACGACGACGACAUCAAGCUGGACCUGGAUGGGGACAGUGAGUACGGGGAGGACUCCACGCUUCACCCUGAGCCGGGAAACUGCAACGGGGCCUCCAGUUCUCACAAAGGCUGCCUGUCUCCCGCACGGUCCGUCACCCCAAAAGGAAGGGGCUUUGACUGCCAGAGUCCGUCUCCUUCCCCUGGCAAGUUUGGUUCCAAACAGAGUAAAAAGAAAGGUGGUGACGCUGACCCUGAAGCAAGCGGCAUGCCGAUAGAAGGCUGUGACGACGGGCCCUGUCUCACCGACGAGGCCAGCAACGACGGCAUGGAAAAGUCCAAGUCCCACAAAAAGUCCAAGACCGACAAACUUUCUCAGAAGAACAUGAAGUCAUCGUCCCGGCCUGUACCACCAGGGAGCGUAGCUUCCCAGCAGCUCUACUCCCUACAGGCCACCUCUUUCCCUGCAGGGGGGAACCCCAAUGUCUCCCUAGGGAUCCCCCCUAUGAUACAGGGCAUCCCCAAAAGCCCCCAGAUGAAGGGCGCCCAGCCCACCAAACCUCCCGCCGCGACGGGAGACCCUCCCGCGCUGAACCCUGCUUCCGGUGCCUCAAAAGAGAAGAAGAAGAAGGAGAAGAAGAAGAGAGACAGCAGGAAGGAGGCAGACAGCCCCAAGCCUCCGGGUAAAGGGGGGAAACCAGAAGAGGGCAAGAGCCCCUACUCUGAGUCCUCAGAGCCAGGAAAAGGUGACGGGCUACUUAACGGCUCCUCUGACCCUCACCAGAGCCGUCUUGCCAGCAUCAAGGCAGAGGCGGAUAAGAUCUACAGCUUCACCGACAACGCCCCCAGUCUGUCCAUAGGGGUGGCCAGCCGGAUAGAGGGCACGGGAAUGCCUCAGCCCCUCACGCCUCUCCACGUGGUCACCCAGAAUGGUGGCGGAGCCGACAACUCCUCGGUCAAGACCAACAGCCCGGCGUACUCGGACAUCUCGGACGCAGGGGAGGACGGCGAGGGCAGACUUGUGGAAGGGGUGAAGGUCAAGGUGGAGGACCAAGGCAUCAGAGAAGGAGCCAAGAAAGCCUUGUUCCCCAGCCAGACGCCCAACAAGGAGUCUCCGUACUAUGCCGGCUAUGAGGCCUACUACUCGCCCAACUACACCUGCCCCAGCCCCGGUGCCGCCAACCCGGGCAUGCCGCACACCGAAAGUCCGGCGGUGAAAGUGAAGCGUGAGGACGAACAGGAGAAUGUGGAAGACAAGGUCAAAGUGGAGCCUCACGAAGAUCGCAAACCCGAGAUGAACGCCUCCAGUCAACAACAACAACAUCAUCAUCAACAGCAGCAGCAGCAGCAGCAGUCAGUCAUCCAACAGCGCUCCAACAUGUACAUGCAGCCUCUCUAUUACAACCAGUACUCCUACGUUCCCCCGUACGCCUACCACCCGGACCAGGCCUACCACAACCACCUGCUCAACACCAACCCGGCCUACCGGCACCAGUACGAGGAGCGCCAGCGCCAGGUGAUCUCUGAGCAGCACCGGGCGGCAGUGGCAGAGAAGAAGAGCUCUGACGCGGCGGCCAUGAAGGAACGCGAGGCCUCCAUGAAGGAGGAGUGGAAGCAGAAGGCCUUGGGGCCGCCCACUCUCUCCAAGGCCCCUGGCAAGACAGACAGCCUGGCCAACAAGACCCAACAGAACCAGGGUAAGACCAGAGACUCUCCAUCGGAGCCCUCCAAGGCCUCCGCCACAGGCCUGAAAGGAGAGGUAUCUAAGUCCCAGCAGGCCGAAGGACUGAAGAUGAAGCUGAGUGAAGGGGGGCACCAUGGGAAGGAGGACUCCAAGCCAAGCCUGGACUCCAGAGCGGGGAUAGAGCAAGCCAUGUGGUACAGACAGCAGACCCAGAUGGAGGACGAGCAGCAACAACCACCACCACCGCGGUGGAAAGACGAGCGAGACCGAGAGCGAGAGAGAGACCGCGACCGCAAAGGGAAGGACGACAGGCCCAACAGGCCCAAGGAGAGUGGCGGUCCCAAAGAGGAGGAUGGCGCUGGUCCGAAAGAGGGCCCAGACCCCAGAACGUCUUCUGCUGAGGACCAACGGGCCAUGGGCAAAGACCCUCGCGCCAAUGCCCACAUGCAGUUCUCCUCAGCCCUGGCGCAGCAUCAGGGCUACAUGCCCUAUAUGCAUGGUUACCCUUAUGGGCAGGGCUAUGACCCCAGCCACCCCGGGUACAGAGGCAUGCCCACGGUCAUGAUGCAGAAUUACCCAGGUUCCCCCUACCUGCCCGCGGGCUACCCGUUCUCCCCUUACGGCGGCAAGAUGGCCGGCGGUGAGGAGGAGGCGAGGGGAGGUGACAAGUCGCGCGCCAGCCCCACGGUGAGCGGCAAGGCAGCUUCGGUGGACUCCAAGGCCCUGGACAUCCUGCAGCAGCACGCCAGCCAGUACAAGAGCAAGUCCCCCACGGUGGGCGACAAGCCGUCCCAUGAGAGGGACAGGGGAGAGAGGAGCGGCGGGGAGAGGGACAUGGAGCGGCCACGCUCCUCGCCCUCCCAGCGCAUCAUGCCCUCCCAUCACCACCUGGGAUACCCGCUGCUCUCGGGCCAGUAUGAUCUGUCCUACACUACAGGUCUCUCGUCAUCAGCUAUUGUUGCCAGUCAGCAAGCCGCAGCUCCCUCCCUCUACCCCCCGGCGCGGAGAUGAAAACGGGAGCCGACACCUCGCCACCCUGCAAAGAUUCAUGUGACUGGCUCACAUGAGGAAGCCCUGGGCUCGGAGUCCAUUUUAGACAUCAGUUGAAUGGUGUUUCUAUAUUUUUAGUUCUCUGCCUGAAUGUCCGGCAGAUUCUUUUUUUCUUCUCCUAGCAGCAUCUUUUUCCCUCGUUUCCCUCCUGCCCCACCGUGGACUAGGACUGACCUCACCCAAGGUUCAAAGCCAUCACUGUCUGCCCAUGUGCACACCUCCGCUGAUAUCUAUUGGUCUUUGCACUGUUGAUGAACGAACACAUGCAAAAAUAGACCAACUGUGACUGCCUGAAAAGCUGAAAAGGGUUUCUGACUGCAUAGUCUUUUUUAGUCCCGUGCAGAACGGGGCUGGGGGGGUGAUGGGGGAGGGGUCAAACUAAAAUAAAGACUGACAAAACUAAACAAGUGAAUCAUGUUGAAAUGUUUGAACUUGCUGUUGUUGGCCUGUUGUGCGCAGUGUGCCAGUAUAUACUGACAAUGGUCAUUAGUAGGUUUACUGUGUGUGGUGAGAGGACGCUUGAGGAGAGAGGCUCAACCUCCUCAGACUUCUAUAGGUGUUGAAGGGUUUGUUUUCUCGUCCCUCAACCAGCCAUUUGCUCGCUAAACACCUCUUGGUUCACUUUUCAGGGAUAGACAUAAUUAUUGUGUGAAGGGAACACAUUCACCUCAAUACAGUUCAUGUUUUGUGUUUUCUUGACAUUUGCAUUGUUCAUUUCACUGCAUGAGUGACUUUUCUUUCAGUUAACUUGAUUCCUCCCCACUUCCCAAUCCAUCCUUUUAAUGUGUUUUUGAUACGCCAGUCUCACUUCACCCUUUCCGUACACUGAAUCAACCUAAUCACACAGAUACCGUGGCUCACUGAUCAAUAUUGCACUGACUGAUGGACAGUUGUAACCAUGGUUUCUGUUCAGAAGUGUAGAGCUGUUUGUUACCUCAGAACACUGGGGAUCAUUUACUGAAGAGGUCGGCCAUUUUCACCUGUCAGCAUACAGUACCUUACUGGUCCUUCAAUCGGCACAGCAAAUGGACCAGCUCGUUAUCCUGUCAAUUUCCAUGGAGGAAGAAUCAAACAACUGAUUGCAGAGGAUGCGGAAGGAUGCACAACGUAAAGUCAAGGCAGAACCAGGGAGGAGCGAUGCCCGGCUAGACAACACACAGCCAACCACGCACAUCUAGCUGCUAGCUCAGAGCGACCCCAUCCCGUCAGCAACACCGCUUCACUCCUAUAUAUCCUUGGCUUAGCAACCCUUCCCCUGUGUUACAGUAGUGCAGCACUGAGCCAAUGGGGGAGUCCCAGUAGAUUCAACCAAGCCUGGCCCAUGUUUGGCACUCCUUUCACUUCAGGUGACAACUGCCAGAGACUGUUACAAGAUCGCAUUACCGCUGGGCUCCCCUCAGUAGAGGGACAUCACCUGUCUUGACUCCCACUCACCUCAUUCAACCCCCUGUCGCUGCCACUCACCUCAUUCAACCCCCUGUCGCUGCCACUCGCCUCAUUCAACCCCCUCUCUCUGCCACUCGCCUCAUUCAACCCCCUCUCUCCCACUCAGACCAGUGGGGCAGUAGGGGUUUUGGAGAUGAGGGGGGAGUGUAGUCUCUCAGACCAGUGGGGCAGUAGGGUUUUGGAGAUGAGGGGGGAGUGUAGUCUCUCAGACCAGUGGGGCAGUAGGGUUUUGGAGAUGAGGGGGGAGUGUAGUCUCUCAGACCAGUGGGGCAGUAGGGUUUUGGAGAUGAGGGGGGAGUGUAGUCUCUCAGACCAGUGGGGCAGUAGGGUUUUGGAGAUGAGGGGGUGUUAAUCAAAGGUUAUUUAAAAACAGUCACAGUGAUCUUAGAUUUGUUCUUUGCCUGUUUAUUUAUUCAAGAACCCUUUUUGAAGAAGAUCUAGGGAUGUUGUCUGGAUUGAAGCAUGGAUGAACUCUUGAGUUGAGAAGCUUAAUUUAACCUUUGUGCCCAUUUAAGCAAGGAGCCAUGAAAUGAUGCCUCCGUAGUGGGAUACAGCACUUAAAACACAAUGUCCUCCCCUCCACUAAUGUAGGCCCUGCAAAAAGACUCCUUUCCUAUUCACACAAAGUAGUCGCUAUACAAUGUAUAGAAAAGGCUUCAUAUGGUGUGUGAGCUGGAGUCGUUGAGAGUGAAGCUAAACCAGUCAUUUAAAGUGAAAGAUGUAUAUUUAUUUUUUCUAUUUUCAGGGAGGGGUACUUGCGCUAUAGAAACGAGGCUUGUUGACAGUCUGCCCUGUAAGAAACAAUGUGGAAUGUUCCAGAAGUCAACAUACUGCUGGCCAGAACAUUAUCACGAUUGUCAGGUAGCUUCUUUUUUAUUUCUGUUCAGUAUUGAAGUACAUAUACACCUGGAAUUCACUAACUUGAACCUGCUAGCUUGGUGGUGUAACCCCUUGUAAAGGACUAGGACAGUUAACAUAUUAGUCUCAUUGUGUUGCUAGUUUCUUGUCCUAAAGGACUAGGACAGUUAACAUAUUAGUCUCAUUGUGUUGCUAGUUUCUUGUCCUAUAGGACUAGGACAGUUAACAUUUUAGUUUCUUGUCCACAAGUGUCAUGGUUCAUAAAUGGAAUGGUGUUGCGACCUGUAUAUCUGAAUGUGACAGUGUGUUGAGAUGUCCUGUACAACUAAUAUCUAAUAGAAAUUUAGACCGCUGUGACGUUGUAUGACGCAUCAGUGGAUUGUCAUUUCUACAUGUCCCAAGUAGGUGGAGUAAGAAUGGCGUUCCACUAUACUGGAGGAAGAGACUUGUGCAUUGCUCCAAAGGACAGGGAUUUAGACUUGGUUGAAUGAGAAUCGUAUUGCCUUGGGGGUAUUAUAAAGCCACACAAGCAAGUACUUUCUAUCCAGCAAAUUAAAGGAAAAAGCUCUUGAUUUUGUGUUAUUUUUGGAGGACAUCCUUUCUUUGUUAGCGACUCUUUGAUUGAGUUGUUUUUUUGUUCUCCAGAACGGCAGUUGCUUCAGUUGUCUCAAUUGGUGCUUAUGAAAACAUCCUUUAUCCCUUGGGAACAAAGACACUCUUUCUGACGUCUUAAAUUACCAGAUCAUGUCUCGUCUCCCUCACCUUCCUCACGGGCCCUCUCGUGUCACUCAAAACCCUCAAAGUAUCAGUCACUGGUACUUGCAAGGAUGUUUACAAUGGUUUUCAUUUCUAUGGUUGAGCCCUGUCUCCUGUGGUCUCACCCCUUCCCUCCCUCUUCUCCUUCAUCCUCCCCUUCAGGAGUUUAUGUAAAGUGUGCAUUACCACCACGGUUCUUUUUUUAUACAAUACUGUAAACUUGCCUUUGUACAUUUGGGCGGAAAAUAAAUCUUUUUAUGAGACAAUCA
Salvelinus namaycush (lake trout) is the source of this 7830-nucleotide messenger RNA. RefSeq names its product zinc finger protein 609-like. Bases 206 to 4462 code for a protein of 1418 amino acids. The transcript has 9 exons. Gene Ontology annotation, biological process: regulation of transcription by RNA polymerase II. Lineage: Eukaryota; Metazoa; Chordata; Actinopteri; Salmoniformes; Salmonidae. The record is from RefSeq and is a predicted model, not a curated record. Gene Ontology annotation, cellular component: nucleus.